AUGGCGUCAAAUAAAGUAAUACUUAAUGUUGGUGGUGAAAAAUAUACAACAAGCAUCGAUACAUUAACAGCAAGAGAACAAGGGACUUUCUUUACGGAUCUCUUUGCACGUCAAUGGCAACUUGAACGUGAUCCUAAAGAUGAUAGUAUUUUUAUUGAUCGCAAUGGGAAACUUUUUGCACAUAUUCUCGAAUAUUUACGAACAGGUGUCAUAUCAAAUAGUGUAAAAAGUGAUGAAUCACUCCGACAAAGUCUCGUUAUCGAAUCUGAUUUUUAUCGUUUACCAAAAUUACAAAAUUUAUUAGCAAAACCAACAUUUGCUGGUUCGACUUUAUUAGAAAGUUAUGAACAUAAACAAAAAUUAAAUGAAUUUUAUGGUAACCCUGAUCAACAAUGGGAAUUAAUUUAUAAAGCAACACGUGAUGGAUUUUCAACAGAGGCAUUUCAUAAAAAAUGUGACAAAAAAGGAUCUACUAUGACUAUUAUCCAAUCGGCUAAAAAAUUUAUUUUUGGAGGUUAUACAUCAGUUCCAUGGAGUUCGGAUUGUGGUCCUAAAAAAGAUACGCAAGCAUUCUUAUUUACCUUGACUAAUCCUCAUAAUAUUCCACCUACAAAAUAUCCAAUUAAUCCUGCUAAAACACUCAAUGCAGUUUAUCACUUUUAUGCACAUGGGCCUAAUUUUGGUGAUAACGCUGAUAUAUAUGUGACUACUAACAGCAAUAAAACUGAUCAGUUUCCCAGAAGUUUUACAAAAUUUCCGAUCUCAUAUAUGGAUACAACUGGACAAGGUGACAAAACAUUUACUGGAGAACGUGAUUUUACUACAUGCGACAUCGAAGUAUUCAAACUCGCUAAUUAA
Rotaria sp. Silwood2 is the source of this 858-nucleotide messenger RNA. Lineage: Eukaryota; Metazoa; Rotifera; Eurotatoria; Philodinida; Philodinidae. The record is from the annotation of a GenBank genome assembly.